GUGCUUUUCCAUCAACCCCUCACCUCUAUCGCUACUCUUUGGUUUGUUUCGGUGUCGUCCUCCUCCUCGGACCAUCGCAACCAGAGCAUGUCGACACGGAGGACAUUAUGGCAGACUCUCAGGCGUGCCAAUGAUGUCCUCCACCCUCAUCCGUGGAGGUUAACCCAUGUCUCCUCCAGACAGACACCUCUCCUCCCACGACUCUACAAUACUCUGACCGUCAAUGCUGCCGAUCUUUCCUUUGGUCAGCCUGUCCAUGAAACACACCCUCACCUCCUGCAGCCGGGCGAAUUGACCCCAGGCAUUACCGCGCAAGAGUAUGCCGACCGCCGCACCAACCUAGCUGCUAAGUUGCCCGACAAGGCUAUCGCCAUCAUCGCCGCAUCAGACAUCCAAUUCCGUACUGGAAGCGUCUUCUACGAGUUCCAUCAAGACCCGGACUUUCUCUACCUGACUGGCUUCAACGAGCCUGAGGCGCUGGCUAUCAUCGGCAAGGAUUCCACUGGAAAAGACCACACAUUUCACCUCUUCGUCCGAGAAAAAGACCCCAAGGCUGAGAUAUGGGAUGGCGCAAGAUCCGGUACAAAUGCUGCAAGAGAUGUCUUCAAUGCUGAUGAGACGGGUGACAUUACAAAAUUGAAUCAACUCCUCCCUAACAUACUCGGCGAAGCGUCUGAGGUCUACACGGACAUCACCUCUCCUAAUGCCAACCAAUCCGUGCUGCAGCGAUUUCUAUACGGACAAUCACGCAAAUCUACGACCUUUGCCGAAUUGUUAAAAAAUUCAAAGGUUAAUCGGCUGCGCCCCGUCAUGAACGACCUGCGCGCAUUCAAGAGUGCGGCGGAGAUCGAGCUGAUGCGGAAGGCGGGUAAGGCCUCUGGUCGGGCCCACACCGACGCCAUGAGAAAGACCUGGACACGAGAGAAGGAACUUGACACUUAUAUCCGCUAUCGCUUUGCCGCGAAUGGUUGUGACACCCUCGCGUUCGAGCCAGUCGUGGCCGGAGGUAAGAAUGCUCUCAGCAUCCAUUACAUUCGCAAUGAUGAUGUUUUGCACGACGACGAAUUUGCCUUGGUGGAUGGCGGAGGAAAAUACGGUGGGUACAUUGCCGACAUCACUAGGACCUGGCCGGUAAAUGGCAAGUUCAGCGACGCUCAGCGUGACUUGUACGAAGCAGUUCUCAAAGUUCAAAGAACUCUGAUCUCACUCUGUCGCGGCAGCGCUAGUGUCUCACUUGACAAGCUCCACAGCAUCGCCGAAGAACAACUCAGCAAUGAGCUCCGGCAGAUUGGGUUCGACAUGUCCUUCAAGGCAAUCGAGAGCCUAUUUCCCCAUCACCUCAGCCAUUAUAUUGGCAUGGAUGUACAUGAUACUGUGGGGUAUUCUAGAAAAGUCCUACUUCAGGAGGGACAUUGUAUCACCAUUGAACCCGGCAUCUAUGUUCCGGAUGAUGAACGGUGGCCUAAACAUUUCCGAAACAUGGGCAUCCGUAUCGAAGACAGCGUGAGCAUCCAAGAGGAUACACCGUUUGUCUUGACCACCGAGGCGGUCAAGGAAGUUGUAGAUAUUGAGGCCCUUCGAGCAUGAGAGAGGAAACAUGCUCAAAUAUAUAUAUGUAUACCAUUCUUAUCACCAACUAAAUCAA
Molecule: messenger RNA, 1645 nt
Organism: Exophiala mesophila
Lineage: Eukaryota; Fungi; Ascomycota; Eurotiomycetes; Chaetothyriales; Herpotrichiellaceae
Exons: 1
Coding region: 88-1587 (499 amino acids)
Cellular component (GO): mitochondrion
Molecular function (GO): metalloaminopeptidase activity; manganese ion binding
Source: RefSeq, a predicted model, not a curated record